UCGUGCUGAAAGACCAAAAACUGCGGCCCUCCUGGAGUUGGACGCCUCUGGCUUACAGCAAAUCAAUAAUGUAAUCAGCAUGAUACUGCACACUCCGGUACAAUAGGGGGCGAUAUACACAUUUACGUUGGGUAUAGAGCGCAUUAAACCAAAGAAGAAGAGUAUUGCCCUGGUGUCACGUGAAGAGGUUAUCCGAAGUACCAAACAGUAGCGUUAGUAAAGGGUCGUGGCUUUGUUUUGCUCCGAUACCGUUACCAGGAGAUUGGCAUAAAAAUGACAAAAUUAGUGCUUUUAAACGCCUAUCUUACGGAGCGGUUAAUGGUGGCUGUGCGGGAGAUUUUGGAGGUUGUGGAAGGUACCGUGUCUGAGUACCAGGAAGAAGCGGUGCGAAUACACAGAGAAAACGACAAUCUGAGACGGAGGCUGCGAGAAGUCGGUUUAGAAACAGUUACAGAUUGGUCGGGGGCGGCACUCCCUCUCUCCCUCUCGGCGGCUGAGGGGAGCUCUCCCGUAGAGCAGCAGGACUGGAGCGCCGGCCUGAGGGAGCAGCAGGAGCUCUGUGAGCAGCAGGGGGAGCAGUCAUGUGACCCAGCGCUCUACGCUGGUGCCGGCUCGCCCCCCACCGCUCUUGGCAUGAAGCGUGACCAGGACGACUCGCCCGAUCAGCCCGCAGAGCUUUUUAAGAUCCACGUCUUGGGAUCCGCGGGCGUGUGCCUGGCCCCUGGCAUCCCGUCCCGGAACGUUAAAACGGAGCCCGGAGAAGUGUGCUGCAGCUCAGCGGGACCCCUUGCCCGCUCGCCCCCUCCGGAGAGGGAGGAGCCCCCCGACGGCCCGGCCGGACCCCUGCCCCCUGCGCCCUCCCCAAAUCGCCAGCCCGACGGGACCUCCAACGGGGUCUACCGGAAGACGUCCCACAACUGCCCCCACUGCGGCAAGGCCUUCCGGCACGUCUCCCGGCUGAAGAUCCACCUGCGGAUUCACACGGGGGAGAAACCGUUCAGCUGCUCCCUGUGCGGGAAGAGCUUCAACAACGACGGCACGCUGAAGAACCACCGCCGCGUGCACACCCAGGUGAGGCUGUUCAGCUGCGCCCAGUGCGGCAUGAGCUUCAAGGACGCCUACACGUGCAAGAAGCACCAGCGCGUGCACUCGGGAGAGAAACCUCACUGCUGCCCCCACUGCGGCAAGCGCUUCAACGAGGCGGGGAACCUGCAGGCCCACAUCCGCACGCACACGGGGGAGAGACCGUACUCUUGCACCCUGUGCGGCAAGCGCUUUGUGGAGUCGGGAAAACUCAAGAAGCACUUCAGGAUUCACACGCGGGAUGGCACCCAGAGCUGAAAUCAAGAGUCUGGACAUGUUCCUGUCCAGCUAUGCUUUACUUGGGCAUAUGAGUGAAAGUGACUAAUUUUAAUGAGCACGUGGAGCACAGGAUGCAGUGCAACAGCGCAAUGAUAAUGUUGUUCUGAUGAUGAUGAUGAUGAUGAUGAUAGGAAACAGCUGCUAAUCCUGUUUAUGAGAUCAUGAUCACAUGACACCCAAGAGGCAUAUUGCUUGUAAUAAUGAGCCUGCAGUAGUGAUUUAGCAGAUUUUGAGUCUAUAGGAAGAUUCAGCAGUCACUGGAUUUAUGCCCAGUCAUCGAGCUGAUGGCUGAAGUGUACUCAUGUUUAACCUCCUCAACUGAGUAUGAAAUCUCUCAACGUCGUUGUCUUUGCAGCUCUCCCAUGUUAAUGUGUAUUCUUUUAAUAAUUAUUCAAUUAUCACACGAAUGUAUUCUAUUACAUUUUUAGAGUUUGAUACUGAAUCUAUCAAUGUGAGAACUGUGGUGUUGGCAGCUACUGGUGGGUGCCCUGGUUCGCACCACUGGAGGAUUGUAUGAGUUGAAAUUCACACGGACCUUAGAAUAGCACACAGAUACCUUGGGUCGACGAGGACACAGAUUAAACUUGGCGGCUCAAAAACAUGAUCCAGUGCUCUAUCUAUCAGGCCAUGGCCUCCGAGAGAGUGGGUGAGCUGUGAGUGUGCGUGUGGUGGUGUACCGAAGUACACGGGUGAACUCCCGACUUGAGACCGUACAUUCUGUAGACUCGGACCAGCUACUGCGUUUCAUCCCUCGGUCGCUCUGGAGGAGAGUUGUUUAGCUGGUAAGUGCCGCACUCUUCUCCGACAUUGCAGGGCCAGGCAAGUCACUUUCAUGCUGUGGCAUCAGUCUGAGAGAUUUCGCUAGCUUUUGGAAUCUACAGGACCGUCGAUCAGGAUGAGGGGACUGGGUGCGAACAGACAUGGGAGAAACUGCUCUUGGAGGCUGAUGAUUUGACGGAGCGGUUAUGAUCGCGUUUCCUGUGGGCACAGCUCUGGAAUGCGUUGUUCCACACUCCCCUGCUUCGUUUGUUCUCUCUCCCUCCUGUUUGCAUAUGCCGGUGGUUAUCCCUGACCUCCUGAUAUCUCUGCUAAGGCUUAUUUUGCGGUGGUCUGGGGGAGGGGAUCUGGUACAGUUUCCAUGGCCCAUUAUGUGGUUAACCCAGGAGCUAACCUUUCUUUUGUUCUUUUUUUAACCUGGAUCCUUGGACUUAUUUUAUGUCAAGGUCUUUGCAUUUUGUGACCAAAUAAAUGCUUAUUUGUCUUUUUUAAA
Messenger RNA from Conger conger (European conger), 2632 nucleotides. RefSeq names its product zinc finger protein 696-like. Gene Ontology annotation, biological process: regulation of transcription by RNA polymerase II. Gene Ontology annotation, molecular function: DNA-binding transcription factor activity, RNA polymerase II-specific; RNA polymerase II cis-regulatory region sequence-specific DNA binding. Gene Ontology annotation, cellular component: nucleus. Lineage: Eukaryota; Metazoa; Chordata; Actinopteri; Anguilliformes; Congridae. The record is from RefSeq and is a predicted model, not a curated record. The transcript has 2 exons. Bases 274 to 1341 code for a protein of 355 amino acids.